AUGUAUAGGGUGAGGAAAUCUACAUAUAUUACUGAGAUUUAUCACGUCGAUGAAAAUAAUACUGACUCUGGCGUAAUGUAUUGUGAAAUGCAAGAUUCUGAGUUGCAAAUGGAUGCAAUUACAAAUAAAAAAAUUAAAGAAAUUCUUUACUCAAAAAAUUCAAGUUAUCUUGCAACUACAGGAGGCCUUUUGAAAGAUAUUCGUGAAAAUUGUUCAAUCGAGAAAAUUAAAGCAUUACACAAACAGUUCUAUCAUAUUAAUAAUAUGUUUAUUACGGUUUCUGGCUUUAUUGAACAUGAGCAACUUCUUGCUGAAAUUUCUCGUGUUGAGGAACAAAAUAUUUCUUCAAUUCCUAGUGGCUUCAUUCGUCCAUCCCAUUCGCAGACUCCAGCGAUUACUAUUAAGACUGAGGAGAUUGAUUGUCCGACAAAUGAUAUAUUUGGAAUGGUUAAACUCUUAUGGAUUGGGCCCGCAGGUAGUAAUUGGAGUAAGAUAAGGGCCGUGCAAUUCUUAAUUGAUUAUAUCACUGAUGCCUUGGAAUGGGAUUUAAUAAAAAAUGAAGAUCCUUAUUGUAAAUCAUUGUCAAUCUCCUUGAAAGAAAGGAAAGACUGCGAAAUAAUUGCUACUUUUGUUGGAGUGCCACAAAAUAAGCUUAAACAAUUGAAAAAAAGAUUUUUCGAAAAAUUUGUUGUUGAUCAUUCAAAAAAAGAGGCCUUUGAAAUGAAAAGAAUUAGUUCAAUGAUUGAUGAUAAGAUGAGAAAUUUUCGUAAUGAAAUGGCAGAUUGUCCACAUUCAUUCAUUUCCAAUGCAGUUAUUGGACAUCAGUUAUAUGGCUCUUUAGAUGAAAAUGACCAAGAAAAUGAUUUGAAGGAAAGACUUGAUGAGGUGAUCUUUUGUAAAAUGAUUAUAAAAUUUUAUAUGUACUUAGCAGGGCUGGGCGUAAUUAAAAAAUAA
Molecule: messenger RNA, 954 nt
Organism: Meloidogyne enterolobii
Lineage: Eukaryota; Metazoa; Nematoda; Chromadorea; Rhabditida; Meloidogynidae
Source: the annotation of a GenBank genome assembly